Molecule: messenger RNA, 423 nt
Organism: Sphenostylis stenocarpa
Lineage: Eukaryota; Viridiplantae; Streptophyta; Magnoliopsida; Fabales; Fabaceae
Source: the annotation of a GenBank genome assembly
AUGGUUGGUUGUAAUGUCUCGUCGGUGGCGUGUAUCUCCUCUUUUAUUAUUGCCAAAAAAGUGGUUGUGAACGUGAUCGCCACCUUGGUAAGGAUGGGCGAUUUAUGCCCCAAACCAACUUUGAUUAAUUCAUCCUCUUUUGCCAGUGAUUGGAACCCUAUAUUGAAGAGAGCGGUGUUUGAUCGGCGGAAGAUGGAGGAAGGGAAACUGAGAGAGCUGAAGCAAUUCAUAGAGACAUGCAAAUCCAAUCCCUCACUCCUCCACAACCCAUCCCUUUCAUUCUUCAAGGCUUAUCUUCUCAGGUUUUGCUUUCUUCCACUUUCAUCUCUUUCCCCAAUUCUCACUCACUCACUCACUCACUCUUCUUCCUUUCUCUCUGCUUCAGCCUCGGUGCUCGCAUCCCUCCCCAACCAAAAACGGUGA